Messenger RNA from Lutra lutra (Eurasian river otter), 687 nucleotides. RefSeq lists its product as uncharacterized. The record is from RefSeq and is a predicted model, not a curated record. NCBI's taxonomy places the organism in Eukaryota, Metazoa, Chordata, Mammalia, Carnivora, Mustelidae. The transcript is spliced from 3 exons. Bases 1 to 687 code for a protein of 228 amino acids.
AUGGAGAAGUUGAAACCUUUGUGCAUUGCUAGUGAGAAUGUAAAUGGUGUAAACAUUAUGGAAACAGUCUGGCGAAAAUACAAAACAAAUCGAGACAACGCGUUGACCUCAGCCCAGAGAGCUGGGGCGGCGCGGCGUCUGGAGCUGGGUUGGCUCCGCGUUCUGGACUCCCGGCUCCGAGGAGCAGCGACGGUGGGCGUGGCGGGAAGGACCUCAGGUCCAUUCCCGGAGCGCUAUGCAAACGACAUGCAAAUCAGCGCGUGUGAGCCUCAGCCGGCCGUCCGAGUCCGACCCCAAGUGCCGCGCUCUCAGUGUCGGCACACUCUGCGCUUUCGCUCCUCGCUGUCGCACUUGCUCUGUCGCCGGCCGCUCACCCUUGUCCCCUCCGGCCCGCCCGGGACGCGCCUCACCGGCUCCCCGCACCGCCGGCUCUGCCGCCCGUGGCCGAGCGAGCCUGGGGCCCGCGCUGCGCGCCUGCAGCAGGGGCUCCCCGGCCGAGCGCGGUGCCUUGGCUACCCGGCCGCCUUCGCUGCGCGGGCACUGGCCAAGAGGCUCCCAGGCGGCCACCCCUGCUGCAGUCCCGAGCAACCUCAGGAGCUUCCUGGUCAGGGGCUCCCCAAGCCCAAGGGAGGCGCACCUCCAGGACAUCCUGCCUUGUGUUCCCAGCCCAGUUGCCACAACAAAUAG